Molecule: messenger RNA, 642 nt
Organism: Aphanomyces invadans
Lineage: Eukaryota; Oomycota; Saprolegniomycetes; Saprolegniales; Verrucalvaceae
Exons: 5
Coding region: 1-642 (213 amino acids)
Source: RefSeq, a predicted model, not a curated record
AUGGCGCAACGCCUGGAAGAAGAAACGGCCAAACAGCUGACCAUGGCAGCGGCGAUGGAGAAGAAUCGCCAGGAACAAGAAGAGUCGCGAGCGGAGUUGGACCUCGACGCGGUGUCCAAAGCGAUGACGUCGCUGAAGAUGGACACGAAGUUCCGAGACGCCGAGUCUCGGCAAGAGCCGAAGCAGUCAGUCAAGACACUGACGGCGGCGAUUCGACCGUCGCAGCUGAAAGCGACUGUCGAGCGAGAGUUAACGCGUGAGGUGAGUAAGGCGUUCACGUCCAACCUUCGCCAGUACGGCGAGAAGACACUGCGACAUGCGCAGUCGAAGAAACCCGACGGCGAAGACGACAGCAUCGGUCGGGCGAGCCAGGAGCUGUUUGACAAACUGCAUGUCGCUGCUGUGGCUGCACCGGACAAGAAGGACGAGACCAAGAGCAAGGCUAUUGGUGCGGCCGUAGAAGUCUACGAAGAUAUCUCUACGGUGUGCCCUCGCACGGUCUCGUUCGACAUCAACGGUGUCAAGGCGCUUGCCCUGUUGGACAGUUGCGCUGACCAGGCGGUCGUGUCACCGAAGUUUCUGUUGGGAUUAGAAGGCGCCGAUCAUCACAUGUUAGUCGUGCGGUGUUGCGUCUCCACCUGA